Molecule: messenger RNA, 1184 nt
Organism: Labeo rohita (rohu)
Lineage: Eukaryota; Metazoa; Chordata; Actinopteri; Cypriniformes; Cyprinidae
Product: ecto-ADP-ribosyltransferase 4-like
Exons: 3
Coding region: 192-1013 (273 amino acids)
Molecular function (GO): NAD+ poly-ADP-ribosyltransferase activity; NAD+-protein-arginine ADP-ribosyltransferase activity
Source: RefSeq, a predicted model, not a curated record
UCUGUUUAAAGAGUCUGGCUGAGAGCAGAUGACUUUUUGUUGUUCUCAUCAUUGCUCCGGAGUUUCUGUUAAAUAACAAAAAUAAAACAGAUUCUAAAACAAAACAAAAAAAAAAAAACAGACAACAUUACUUUCAGCACCUGCUUAUCACUAGAUCUAUUAAAUCAUCAGAAGGAUUUGACUGAAUCAAGAUGCUGCUGAUCAUUGAAGCUCUUCUUCUCAUUUUAGCUGCUCUAGGACAGAAUUACAGAGCUGCUGAUGAGGGACAGAUAUUUCCACUGGAUAUGGUACCGAAUUCAGUUGAUGAUCAAUAUAAGGGCUGUACAGAGAAAAUGGCGAACCUGGUGAGGACUAAAUAUCUGAAAAAGGAACUCAGUAACUCAGAUACUUUUAGAAAUGCUUGGGAAACAGGUCUAAAGAAUGUUUCUCAGAACUUUCGCAGUACAUUAAAAAAAGACCAUAAAGUUGCUAUCUGGGUGUACACUGACCCACAGUCUAAAAUAUAUGUAAAAUUCAACAAUGACACUCGUAAUGACAAACAAAACUACACAGUCGAGACAUACAAAUGGUAUUCACUUCACUUUCUGUUAACAGAUGCGAUACAGAUUCUGAAGAAAAAACAACAUAAACAGAAAAAUACAUGUUUUAAAACUUUUCGUGGUACAAAUGUUAAGUUUAAUGGGCAUGUUUUUACAGACAUUCGUUUUGGCUCAUUUACAUCCUCCUCUAUUUAUUAUCGCAGAGCACAAAGUUUUGGAAAUGUAUCUUGUUUUGAAAUCUACACUUGUGAAGGUGCUAAUAUUACAAAAUAUUCUAGGACUCCUUAUGAGGGAGAGGUUCUGAUUCCUCCAUAUGAGAUGUUUAAUGUUAUUGCUGUCAAAAAAAAGGCAGUUCAGCCUAAUCUCUUGUGUGAGACUGUGUUUGUGUUGAACAGCACUGGAAUAAGAAGUGACCUGAACUGUGCUCUAUGCAAGAAACCAACCAAGACCAUAAAGUACUAUGGGCUGCACUGAACAAAGUUAUUUGAAUUUACAUGAAAUAGUCGUGUACGUACAGAAAAAAAGUGUGUUCAAGUACUAAUCAUUUAACCUACUGCAUGUUUCUUGUUGUUAUUGAACAUUGUCUUGUUAUAAGCAUUGUCUUGUUGUUCUUAAGCUUUUUUUUUCAGAUUUAACUUCUGUCAA